AUGUUCCCGCCCGCCAGCCAGCAGCCCGCCCUGCACCCAUACCGUCACCACCACCUUUCGACCUCGUGCGACCACCGCUCACCUCCCAUCCCACUGUCCUUGCAUCAAGCUGCCCAACACCCCGACCCCAUCGCGACUUCGCCCACUUGGCCACUCUCAGCUAUGGCGUCCAAGAAGGUCUCGGUUCUGAAGUUCGUCGGGACCGUUUCCCUCGGUCUUCUGACGGGCGCAUCCUACACCCUCUCGACCUUCACGAUCCCAUCCCUCCUCGACCUCCCCUCCUCCUCCAGCGCCGCCAAGGCGUUCCGCUCGAUCAGCAAGACCGCCACCACUCACCUCAACGCCCUGACCGGUGCCGCCGGUUCCGCCUUCCUUCUUGCCUUUGCCCUGUCGCCGCGCGGCUACAGACAUCCGUACCUGCUCUACACGUCCUUGUUCGUCUUCGGGUCGAGAUUGACCGACUUUGUCACCCCCUCGCUCUUCGGUACCUCGUCUAGCUCAUCCGCAGCCGCCCAAAGGAGAGCUGCCCUUGCCAAGGCUCGCAAGGAUAAAGCCGCCGCAAAGCGCAUGGAGGCCAGCUACGAGGUCCUCGGCGACUCGCACAGCGAGGAGGGUUCGGCUGGCCUGAGCGGUGAAGAGCUGGACGAGGAAAUCAACGGCGAGGAGAUCCGUGGCGAAGUUGAGCUGUUCGUCAAGAACCAGCUGGUGCAGACCGCCAUGGCCGGAAUUGGUUUCAUGAUGGCGGUUGUUGGUAUUUGGGGCGACGGAAUCUAUGAUCUUGCUGGUAGCGAGACCCUGGUCAUUGAGCUAUAA
Neoarthrinium moseri is the source of this 813-nucleotide messenger RNA. RefSeq lists its product as uncharacterized. The coding region runs from base 1 to 813 and encodes 270 amino acids. The transcript has 2 exons. Gene Ontology annotation, cellular component: mitochondrion. Lineage: Eukaryota; Fungi; Ascomycota; Sordariomycetes; Amphisphaeriales; Apiosporaceae. Gene Ontology annotation, biological process: autophagy of mitochondrion. The record is from RefSeq and is a predicted model, not a curated record.